GGCCAAUGGGGGCGGGGCGGGGCGGGUCACGUGCCUUUGUUUGGCGCUUUUGUGCGCGGCGGGGCGAGCGGGAGCGGAGAGCUGUCGGCGUUGCGGACGGAGCAGUUGGAGAUCCAGCUGGUUGGAGAUCUCGCGGAGCAGGCUUGUGGUGUCCACCGUCUCGGACAUGGCUACUUCAGACAUUCAGGUGAAAGAGCUUGAAAAGCGUGCCUCUGGCCAGGCAUUUGAGCUGAUACUCAGCCCUCGUUCAAAAGAAGCAGUCCCGGAAUUUCCUCUCUCCCCUCCGAAGAAGAAGGAUGUCUCGCUGGAAGAAAUUCAGAAGAAGUUGGAAGCUGCAGAAGAGAGACGCAAGUCUCAUGAAGCAGAAGUCUUGAAGCAGCUAGCUGAGAAACGAGAGCAUGAAAAAGAGGUGCUUCAGAAAGCAAUUGAAGAAAAUAAUAAUUUCAGCAAAAUGGCAGAAGAGAAGCUGACCCACAAAAUGGAAGCUAACAAAGAAAACCGAGAGGCACAAAUGGCUGCUAAACUGGAGCGCUUGAGGGAGAAAGACAAGCACAUUGAAGAAGUGCGAAAGAACAAAGAAGGCAAAGACCCUGGCGAGGCUGAAACCGACUGACUUGGUUCUGGAACCUGACUCUCCCCCUCCCCUAAAUAUCCAAAGACUGUACUGGCCAGUGGUUUUUCUUUUUUUUUCUGUUAAGUUUCUAGAAAACUGAUGUAGAACUGUAAAGGUAGAUCCAAACUGUACACUUGCUUUGGGGACAAAAGGGGAGACUUUACAUGUUUCACUUUUUUCUAAAGUGUUGUCUUUCCAGUGUAGCUAUCUCGUUGCAUCCUUUUCUACUCCAGGGCACUUGCGCCUGGGUUGACUUCUUUUUUUUUUUUUCUUUUUUUUCCCUAGUACUGUAUCAGCUCUGUAAAACACGUUUGUGAAAGGAAUAUGUAGGAAUACUGUUCCAUGCUGAAUAUCUGUUCCACUUCAAAAUCUGACUCUGUCCCAGUCUUAUAAGAUACUGCUGUAACUGAGUGACUUAAUAAAGCUGCACAGUGCUGUUA
Alligator mississippiensis (American alligator) is the source of this 1053-nucleotide messenger RNA. RefSeq names its product stathmin 1 (gene STMN1). Bases 167 to 613 code for a protein of 148 amino acids. Lineage: Eukaryota; Metazoa; Chordata; Crocodylia; Alligatoridae. Gene Ontology annotation, biological process: regulation of microtubule polymerization or depolymerization; neuron projection development; microtubule depolymerization. The record is from RefSeq and is a predicted model, not a curated record. The transcript is spliced from 5 exons. Gene Ontology annotation, molecular function: tubulin binding. Gene Ontology annotation, cellular component: neuron projection; cytoplasm.